UGACCUUCUCGAUCCCACACUUAAGAUAACACACAGAACUACUUGUAAAUGCGUUUGUUCAUUGGUUUUUCAGAAAUGACUGUUAUACAGACGAAGGAGCCAGGUCACAUAUUUUUUUCCACCACACAGAAACUGGUUUUAAUGCAAGAUGUCUCACUCAGGAGAUGCAGCAAAUAACAUUAAAGAUAUGGCUAUUGAUUUCAUAGCAGGAUCCUUAGGAGGAAUUGGCUCAGUUUAUGUUGGUCAACCUUUGGAUACUGUAAAAGUGAAAAUGCAGACAUUUCCAGCAUUGUAUCAGGGAAUGGUGGAUUGUUUUCGACAAACUCUAAUGAAGGAAGGAGUUGCAAGAGGUCUGUAUGCUGGGACAGUGCCAGCUAUAGCAGCGAAUGUUGCCGAGAACUCUGUUCUCUUUGCUUGUUAUGGAUUAUGCCAAAAAGCUAUAGCAAAAGCUGUGGGAGUCCAGAAUACUGGUGAUCUGAGCACUCUUGCAAAUGCUUCUGCAGGUUUCUUUGCUGCCUUCUUUUCAUCCCUUGUUUUGUGCCCUACAGAGCUGGUUAAAUGCCAGCUACAAGCCAUGCGGGAGGUUCAGAUGCAAUCACUGAAACAAGGGGAUACAGUGAGUAAAAUUGGACCAUUCCGCUUAACGAAGAAUAUCUUACAAAAAGAUGGGAUCAAUGGUUUGUUCAGAGGAUUAACAUCAACAAUUGCCCGUGAAAUGCCUGGGUAUUUUUUCUUUUUUGGAGGAUAUGAGGCAUCUAGAACAUUCCUUACUCCACAAGGGCAAACAAAAGAUGAUAUAGGACCCCUCAAGACAAUGGCCUCAGGUGCAAUUGGUGGAGUCGUAUUCUGGAUGGUCACAUUUCCUGCUGAUGUGAUCAAAUCACGUAUUCAGGUAGCAGGUUCAAAGGAGACAAUGACUUCAGUUCUGAUGCGUAUCAUUCGGAAAGAAGGUCCAUAUGCACUCUACAAUGGCCUUCGACCAACUGUUGUCCGUACAAUUCCUGCCACUGCAACAUUGUUCCUUGUGUAUGAGAAUAGUAAGAAACUCAUGCACCAUUUUACUGACUGAAUUAUUUAAAUAGAAAUGAUUAUGCUGCACUAGAAUGCAUAAAUUGUGCAAAAGUACUGUAAUGUGGAUAAUAGUAAUAUAUUAGCCAACACAAAGAGCAUGUAAAUCCACAAACUCACCUAGGACAGUUAACUUUUGAAUAAUAUGUGGGCAUCAUUUUGUUACUUUUUGUGAAAAUAUAAAUAACUAUAUUUUAAAGACAACAUUUUUCAUAAGGAAAUGUGAUGAGCAUUGGAAUCAUUCACCCAGUAUGGCAGAGCUAUGUGGAUGUAAGGUAUGCGCUCAUAAUGCCUUUGUAGAAUUCUUUUGUAUAAUUUCCAUAAACUUACAAUGUAAGUUUGUUUGUAUUUAAGACAGAUGGCUGGCUAUGAAUCAUUUGUCAAAAAGUGGGAAAUCAAGGUUAAGUCUAUAAUAAAACAAAUUACAAAUACUUAUGCAUCCUAUUCAGUAACAGUACAUAAGCCUGUGUGAUUCAUACUUUGGGUUAACCUAGUUUACUGUACAGAUCAAUACAAGACCAUGCAUUUUGUUAACUGGAUUCUUUGACUUUUAAGAGCCAAAGUGUAUUGAAUGAGCUAAAUUGAUGGGUCCAGAAAAAAGAUGUCUGUCAAAUUUAGACCAUGUACCAUGCUGUUUGAACCGUUUUUUUGGAACAUAGAGUAUGUUUGAGAGAAUUGUUGAUUGGUGUCAAAUUUGAUAAGGUGGCAGACAUUGUUUGUGAUGAUGUUUCACCGCACACGUUUAGCAAAAAGGAGUUUAAGUACAGUUUAUCUCAUGUAUUAUGAGUUUCCACAGCAAUUGAAACUUUGAUUAAGAAUUAAAAACAAAAUGGCACUGGCAGUUUACCAAAAUGGUAGAGGUGUUGUGUCUUUCCCAAUCAUAUAUUAUGCAGGAAGAGGUUGAGAAAAAAAAAUCAACAGUCUACUAAAGUCAAUGCAAGAAACACUUGCAUUGGUAGGCAUUCCCACUAGUGUCAAAAUACUUAAUGACACAAACAACAUCUGCUUUAAAAGUGAUAUUAAUUGACAAAGUUGUUUCUACGUGUACGAGCUUAUUUGACAAACCUGUGGAUAGAAAUAAGCAAAUGUGAUAAACAAGUCUGAUAACAUAUGUGCCUCUUUACAAGAGCCCAAGAACUUUUAUUUUCAGUAGGUCAAAAUCUGUUCACGUUUUAGGUAAGUAUCAUGAAAACCAUGUUCAUUACGUUACUACAAAGAAACGUGCAAGCACCCCUUUACCCUUAUUGGCAUCUAUAAUUGGAAGGAGAACAAUGUUAUAAUUUUAGAAGAUGUAUUUGUGUCUUAUUAUUUAAUAAACAUUGUUCAAUAAUUC
Schistocerca nitens (vagrant locust) is the source of this 2401-nucleotide messenger RNA. Its product is annotated as mitochondrial ornithine transporter 1-like. Lineage: Eukaryota; Metazoa; Arthropoda; Insecta; Orthoptera; Acrididae. Gene Ontology annotation, molecular function: L-ornithine transmembrane transporter activity. The coding region runs from base 149 to 1069 and encodes 306 amino acids. The record is from RefSeq and is a predicted model, not a curated record. The transcript has 7 exons. Gene Ontology annotation, biological process: mitochondrial L-ornithine transmembrane transport.